This is a messenger RNA of Polyodon spathula (Mississippi paddlefish), 2414 nucleotides long. Its product is annotated as UDP-glucuronosyltransferase 3A1-like. The record is from RefSeq and is a predicted model, not a curated record. NCBI's taxonomy places the organism in Eukaryota, Metazoa, Chordata, Actinopteri, Acipenseriformes, Polyodontidae. Gene Ontology annotation, molecular function: UDP-glycosyltransferase activity. The transcript has 7 exons. Bases 92 to 1669 code for a protein of 525 amino acids.
CACACAUACACAACAUUUCCUUGGCUCAGUGUGCGCUGGAGAUCAAACUGUCAGAAACACACACUUCCUCACCUCUCUAUAAAGCUCUGAGAUGGCCAGUAGAGCUUUGGUUCUUGUUCUUCUUUUCCUGGAGCAAUCCGUUCCUUCAGAGUCUGCAAAGAUCCUGACUGUGUGCUUAAUAGGAGGAAGUCAUUACAUGCUGCUGGAUGAGAUCUCACAUACUUUCCACGAGAGGGGACACAAGGUGCGAAUGCUACUACAGAUGGGAAUCCCCAUUAUUGAAGGAUUAAACUAUGCGGGUCGACCAAACAGUUACCAAAUUACGAAAUGGUCUGUCAGUGAGGAAUAUAUCAAGGAAUACAACACGUGGUUUUUCGAAAAACAGAAAGAAUUUCUGCAGGGCAGGGAUUCACUAAGUGGAUAUAUACGUUUCAUGGGACAACUUGCCCAUCAGUGUGAUUAUUUGCUUGGGGAUUCACAGUUAAAGGAGUCUUUGAAACAAGAGAAGUUUGACAUCGCUCUACUGGAUGCUUUUAACCCAUGCUCCUUCCUGGUGGCAGAGUGGUUAGGCUUACCAUAUGUGGCAUUUUUCCCUGGGAAUUUACUAAAUGCGCACCAAAUUGCUCUCCCUAGCCCCCUGUCCUACGUCCCUGUCUACCGUUCACAGCUGUCUGAUCACAUGGACUUCUGGGGUCGUACGAAGAACGUCCUAAUGUUCUUGUGUUCCAGCAUUGCAGAGACACACAUACAGGCUCCGUUCCACAGUGUCAUCCAGAAGCACUUCAGGUCAGACAUGCAGCCAUCUCUCUCAGACCUUUACAGGAAGGCUGAGCUGUGGGCUUUCAACACAGACUUCUCAUUGGAGUUUCCUCAGCCUCUCAUGCCAAACACUCUUUUAGUCGGAGGGUUAUUGUCAAAGCCACCUGAACCAGUAACCCAGGAUCUUGAAGAGUUUAUCUCCAAGUUUGGCGAGGCUGGGUUUGUGGUAGUGACUCUGGGCUCCAUGCUGUCUUCUGUCCCACUAUCAGAACUUCUUCAGGAGAUGAACGCUGGAUUCGCUCUGAUCCCACAGGCAGUCAUCUGGAGGUAUCACCGCUCUCAAUGGCCAGAGGAUCUCCAGCCUGCUGCCAAUGUGAAACUUGUAGAGUGGCUGCCUCAGAACGACCUGCUAGGACACCCAAGUGCUCGUCUGCUGGUGACCCACGGUGGACAGAACAGCCUGAUGCAGGCAGUGUACCAUGCAGUACCAGUGCUUGGGAUCCCUCUGUUUGGAGACCAGUUUGAUAACAUGGUGAGGGCUGAAGUGAAGGGUCUUGGAUUGGCACUGGAACCAACUGAACUGCGAAGGGAAGACUUCGCCCGUAUCAUGAGGAGGCUCAUCACAGACAAAAGGUACAAGACUUCAGCCUUAGCACUGAGUGAGAUCCACCACUCCCACCCCCUCCCCCCAGGCCAGCGUCUGGAAAUGUGGGUGGAACACAUCCUCCAGUCUGGAGGAGGAGCUCACCUACGCACCUACAGUCUGCAGCAGCCCUUGUAUCAGCAGUAUCUCAUAGAUGUUAUCCUGGGACUUGUUGCCUCACUGCUCUUGCUGUUGUAUACAUUGAUCAAAAUAGGAAAAACUGUGAACAGGCUGAUACGUAACACAGGAAAACUUAAAUCCAGUUGAUUGUUAUGUUUGACCAAAAAAAAAAAAAAUUAUUAUUCACCUUUUUGAGUAACAUAUUUAUUUUUGUUGUUUAUUGAAUCAUCAUGAAACCUAUUGAUUGUGCAUGGCUUUGCUACUUAAUACAAUGAUGUUCAAUUUAUUCUUUGCUACCAAAUGCAGCUGAGCAGAGAUAUCCAAAUUAAGGAAAAUCACAGCAAAUGAAACAUACUGUUGACUUUAGUUACCAGCAUCUCUGACCCACUUAACCACACUAUGUCAGUGGAUCAACAGGUCAGAAAUGAUUAAUACAUUUAAAAUGCAAAACCUGUUGUGUUAACAGGUUUCAUGGUGUUCCAGUGAAAAACCCCAGACAAAUAAGUACUCUAUAAGGUGAGUGAUUUAUUAUGGCUUUUUAAGAUUUGAGUAUUGUACAGCACUGUGGAAUCACAUUGUACUGCAUCAAUUCUCACAGAAAAAUAACACACACAGUCAACGGUUAAGAACAAAAAAGUAGUUACAGAAUGAUCUGUUAAAAAAAUGGAACUAAGGCAGAACAUUUAUUUUAUUCAGAAACCAGUUUAGGUAUAGUAGACUGUAAUUGUCAUUCUGACAGAUAAUCUUUGUUAUAUGAUGUUAACACAAUAUUAUUUUUAUACUAACAAUGCAUAACAUUUUAGGAUUGGACAUUUUUUUAUGUGAAUAUCAUUGACAUACAAUUCCACAGCGGCCAGAAACAGAAAAUUAAAUACAGAUGUUGUGAAAUGCU